Molecule: messenger RNA, 336 nt
Organism: Miscanthus lutarioriparius
Lineage: Eukaryota; Viridiplantae; Streptophyta; Magnoliopsida; Poales; Poaceae
Source: the annotation of a GenBank genome assembly
AUGGCGCGCUCCCUCCCUCCCCUCCUCCGGCGUGCCCCUCCCCUCCCUCUCUGGUGGCAGAUCCGGCGCCCCUCCCCCUUCUUCCCCGCGGUGGCAGAUCCAGUCGCGCCGGGGGCGGAUUGUGGAAAGCUGAUCAUCAUCGCGAACAACUGCCCUCCACUUAGGAAGUCUGAGAUUGAGUACUAUGCUAUGCUGGCCAAAGUUAGCGUGCACCAUUUCCAUGGAAACAACGUUGAUCUUGGCACUGCCUGCGGCAAGUACUACAGGGUGUGCUGCCUCAGUAUCAUCGACCCAGGUGACUCAGACAUCAUCAGCACCACCCCUGGCACCCAGUGA